This is a messenger RNA of Arachis duranensis, 668 nucleotides long. Its product is annotated as calcium-binding protein KRP1. The record is from RefSeq and is a predicted model, not a curated record. The transcript has a single exon. The coding region runs from base 147 to 542 and encodes 131 amino acids. Lineage: Eukaryota; Viridiplantae; Streptophyta; Magnoliopsida; Fabales; Fabaceae. Gene Ontology annotation, molecular function: calcium ion binding.
CCCUUUUCUCAAUUUCCUUAUUAUAUCCUCCUUCUUACACAUUCACAUUAUCAUCAUCUAUCUAUAUAAACAGGACACACCAUUAAUUCAUCACUACCACAAACUCAUCAUAUUGUUCUAUAUAUUCACAUUCAAUAACACUAUACAUGGCUAGUGGUGGUGGAGUUGACUUUGAGGACUUGCUUCCGAUGAUGGCGACCAAGCUAGGAGGCGAGGGACUCAUAAAAGAACUAUGCAACGGUUUUGAGUUGCUGAUGGACAAAGAGAAAGGUGUGAUCACGUUGGAGAGCUUAAGGAGUAAUGCUGCGGCGGUUCUUGGGAUUGAGGAUAUGAAGGAGGACGAGCUUGUGAGCAUGAUGAGGGAAGGUGACAUCGACGGCGACGGCUACCUUUCGCAGAUGGAGUUCUGUGUCUUGAUGUUCAGGUUGAGCCCUGAAUUGAUGGAAGAGUCUUGGUUUUUGAUUGAACAGGCAUUGCAAAAUCAUGAUGAUGAACUAGUUAGCAACAAUAACAAGAACAAGAGCAAUUCUUCUAUUUCAUGAUUAUUUUUAUUAAUUAGUACUAUAGGCCAGACAUAGUGCUUCAUUUGAUUUCGGAGUUCAUGGUAUUAAUUAUUUGUAAUUUGUAUCACAGUUGAAAUUGAGAAGAGUGGACACUUUUUUGGGAUA